AUGAGUCAACCUCAAUGGAGCGCCGCUCCGAGCGCGUCCAUAUCUGGUCAACCAACAAUCAAUCUGAACUGCAACUCUGAAGCCCACUCCUUCAAUGAUGAUCACGCUAACAAAGGUUCUAAUUUUCAAGCAUUUAUAAAAAUCGCCAUCAAUUCACCAUACUUUUACCUGUUGAUUGCGAUAGCUUUUAUGAUCGGUAGCAUCCUCACAUGCACGGUUUGCAUGUGUCGAUCUGGACGAAUGCGAAAGAGCUAUAAGAAAGAAAUCAAAGAAAUACGCGAUAAGGAAGAGCGAAAACAACAGACAAACGCCAAUAACACCCCAAUCAUCCUGCCUUUCACACCACCACCGGCUUAUCCUCAGCAGUUGCCUCAAUUCCAAACUUCGACACCGAUGAUCGUUGGUCAUCCUCCCCGAUUCGACCGGAGUUUUACUGAGCCUGAUCCCUUUCGAAUGUCAAUUGGCAAAGUCUCCCGAAUAAGUUACAUCGACGAGCUUGCCGAAACUCCUCCUCGUCCACGACGAUCAAGAAAUCCAGCGUCAAGCCGACGAGUACGCCCAAGCAAUCUCACUCGCUCGAACAUCUUCGCAGACGAUAUGGCAGAACGAGCAAGCCAGUUUUCGAAGAAUGAAUUUGAGUGA
Molecule: messenger RNA, 642 nt
Organism: Oikopleura dioica
Lineage: Eukaryota; Metazoa; Chordata; Appendicularia; Copelata; Oikopleuridae
Source: the annotation of a GenBank genome assembly